CUGUGGCCUGCAAAAUGCCCCGAGGCCAAGGGACAAGGCUGUCCCGCCCCUCCAGAACCUGCAUAGAAGCCGGCCCAGAGCCUCUCUCCCUCACACACUUCUCCUGACGCCUUCUCCUCCUGCUCCUGCUGACAAGGGACCCUCCACAUCACAGCCAUGGCCUGCAACAACCGCUGCCAGCCCUGCGGACCCACCCCGCUGGCCAACAGCUGCAACGAGCCCUGUGCCCUGCAAUGCCAGGAUUCCCACGUCAUCAUCAACCCUUCCCCUGUGCUGAUCACCCUGCCAGGACCCAUCAUGACCUCCUUCCCCCAGAACACCGCCGUCGGAUCCACCUCCUCGGCUGCUCUGGGCAGUGAACUCAGUGCCCAGGGACAGCCCAUCUCUGGUGGAUUUGGCUUUGGCCUUGGCUACGGCCUGGGAGGCCUGGGCUGCUAUGGCAGAAGGGGCUAUGGCUACAUCUGCUAA
Vidua chalybeata is the source of this 468-nucleotide messenger RNA. Its product is annotated as feather beta keratin-like. The record is from RefSeq and is a predicted model, not a curated record. Gene Ontology annotation, molecular function: structural constituent of cytoskeleton. Gene Ontology annotation, cellular component: intermediate filament. The transcript has 2 exons. The coding region runs from base 157 to 468 and encodes 103 amino acids. NCBI's taxonomy places the organism in Eukaryota, Metazoa, Chordata, Aves, Passeriformes, Viduidae.